CCAACUAGAAGUAACGAGGACUAACAAAAUCGCAGCUUCCAUUUUCCCCCAAUUUCACCAAUAAACAAACGAACCCCAUUUUUCCCGCAUGCCUUCUCUUUCCCCCGACUUUCUCCAUUUCUCAGCUCUCUUCUUCUUCUUCCCCAAGAAUCUCACUCGCCGUCUGAAGUCUGAACCAGUCAACCCCGCUGCAAUGAUACACAGUCACCCCAUUUCCACCACCAUGACGACCGCCGAUUGAGCAUUUGCUGCUGAAUUCUCAUCAGCUUUGAUCCGAAGCCGGAACAGUGAGCACUAAACGAUUGUAUUUGUAGAUAGGAUUGCGCAGCCAUGGUGCUUCCGCUCCUGAAGCUCGGGACUUUGGCCAUCAAAACUCUGAGCAAACCCGUCGCCGCCAGGCUCAAACAUCAAGCUGCAAUGCACCCCAAGUUCCGCCAGUUCAUCGUCAGCAUCGCACAGGCAAACCAUCGAAUGACCACGAGAAUGCAAAGGCGCAUAUAUAGUCGUGCCACUGAUGUUAAGAUUCGCCCUUUGAAUGAGGAGAAGGCUGUGCAGGCUGCUGUGGACCUUAUUGGCGAGCUCUUUGUCUUCUCGGUUGCAACAGUUGCUUUGAUAUUUGAAGUGCAAAGAAGUGCUCGAUCAGAAGCCAGAAAGGAGGAAGCACGCAAGCGAGAACUGGAGGCACUGAAGCAAAGAGACGAAGCCUUAUCAAGAGAAGUAGAACUUCUUAAGGAAAAACUUGAAGAACUAGAGAAGCUUGCCAGGGGACGUGGACUUAGUGGGAUUAUCAGUUUCAAGCGCCCUGAUACAGAAUCUGCAAAGUCAGUAAAGCCAGCCUGAUCAUAUCACAAAUUCAUCUCAUAAAUUUGGUUUUUAACCCGAUUUUAAUUCAUAGAAUGCCCUCAUCGCCGAGAUAAAAUUUUCGCCCUUGAUUCUUUUGACCGCCGGGCAUCUUUUAGAUUGAUGCCUGGCUUCAUUGCCUUCGGAAUUAUAAACGUUUGUUAACAGAGAGAUGUAUGCCAAGUUAAUGAUGGCUUUGGUGGUGUGACAUUAACUUUCCAGCCGUAAUCGGUUUUUGGAAUGCAAAACUUUUACACAUUUGGAGGCAGAGGUUGUGCAAA
Malus domestica (apple) is the source of this 1121-nucleotide messenger RNA. RefSeq names its product OPA3-like protein. Gene Ontology annotation, biological process: regulation of lipid metabolic process. The record is from RefSeq and is a predicted model, not a curated record. Lineage: Eukaryota; Viridiplantae; Streptophyta; Magnoliopsida; Rosales; Rosaceae. Gene Ontology annotation, cellular component: mitochondrion.